CUGUGCUUCAUUAAUCAACAUGAUGCUGUGUAAAGUGUUCUUUAACAUUGGAAUAAUUAUCAUUUUGAACAGUUCCUUAAUUGUUGGAAGUGAUCCGGCUGAUUAUUCUGGUUUAAGCGACACGAGUAUUUCAUUAGAUGGCGAUUCAAAUUCAGAUUAUGUUCCGGUAAAAAAAACAAGAAAAAAGCCUGUAUUUGCAGGAGGUUGUAACACAAAUCCAGAGGCACCCACAAAUGGUAGAAUACAAUGUUCCAUGCAUAGUGGAUGCAUUGCAAGUUGUAAUAAAGAUUAUAAAUUUCCAAAUGGGGUGAAGCAGUUAGCUAUAACAUGUAUUGACAAACAGUGGCGUAUUACUGGUUCAGAUUGGAAUUCAGUGCCUCAUUGUGAACCAAUUUGUAUGCCAGAGUGCAUGAACAAAGGGGUAUGUGUUGCACCUCAUCAAUGCAAUUGUCCCGAAGAUUUUACUGGUCCGCAGUGCCAAUUUGAGAAUAAGCCCUGCUUAAACUAUCCUCCUCCAGUACUCAAUUCCCACAAGCGUUGUAAUUCAAAAUCCUGUACUAUAUCUUGUAUGAAGAAUUUCACGUUUCCGGACGGUACCUCAGUUACUAAUCUUAUGUGCAAGAAUGGAAAUUGGGAACCUACCAGAGAAGAUUGGGUCUCUGUGCCUGAUUGUGAACCCGUGUGUACUCCACCUUGUAUAAAUGGAGGUACUUGUCUUCCAUCAAACAUUUGUCAGUGCCCACAGGCAUACAGAGGUCCUCAGUGCCAAUAUUCCGCUGAUGCUUGCAAUGGAGAAAAAAUGGGCUUUAAUGGUGGAUUCUAUUGUCACAGUAUUGAUGACAAUUAUUCAUGCAUCAUUAAUUGUCCGGAUGGAGUAGAAUUCGAGUUCCCUCCAGCUACUGCAUACACAUGUUCUUAUGCAACAGGCGUUUUCUAUCCACAACCAAUUCCUCAGUGUAAAUACAAUGAAAAUAUGAAUGUGAUUUCUUUGGGUACUAUGUACAAUUCUUAUGUAAAAGAGACAAAUCAUACUUGGAGCUACCAAGAUUUCUCUAAUAUGAAUCAAUCUCCAAAUAUCAAACCCAGCUAUGACCCAGGUCUUUUUAACAAUUAUGAGAAUAUGACAUCGAAAACGGUGGCACACAAUUCAUUCGAUAACAUGGUGUUCAUCGAAGAGGCACAACCGACACCAGAAACUUGUUUUACUUGGGGUGGAAUGAAUUACAAAACAUUUGACGACAUGAUAUAUAGUUUCAACAGCGAAUGUUCUUACAUUCUAGUACAAGAAGCCCAGAACAGAAUCUUCACUGUAAUAGUACAGAACAAUCCAGUUUGCAAGACUCUAGAUUGCUCUAAGAUCAUAAAGAUCUUCAUUCAGGAUAAAGAAUAUAUUUUGUCACGGAACGAAAAUGGUAUUCCAGAAUUUCGAACUCCAACAAAAUUGCUACCAAUUCCAGCUCAACUUUCCUAUCUGAGAGUCGAGAUGUCUGCGCAUUUUAUUGUUGUGAACCUGGACUCUUUGGGAAUUCAGAUGAAGUGGGAUGGUGCUCUCAUGGUGCAAGUUGAAGCUCUUGAGAAUAUGUGGAAUAAAACUGUUGGUCUUUGCGGCAACAUGAAUGGCAAUAAGAACGAUGACCUAAUAAGUAAAACUGGAGACAAAAUGAAAAGCAUAGCGACAUUUGUGUCUUCCUGGCGAACGGAGAGGAUUGGAGAAACCUGCGAUGAAUACCCAGAUACUCGUCAUCCUUGUGAAUCUGACCCGGUAGUCACCAGAGAGGCUAAGCUCUUUUGCACAAACCUACUCUCUGAUAGAAGAUUCUAUGCUUGUUCCAAUGCAAUCAAUGUUGCCGACUUAUUGAAAGCCUGUUUAUGGGAUUACUGUGCUUGCACGCGCGACGACAGAAGGGAAUGUGCCUGUGAAACUAUGAAUGUUUAUAUCAGACAAUGUGCACAUAAGAAAAUUGUAUCCCUGACAGGCUGGAGAAAUGAGAACACUUGUCCUAUGACGUGCAACAAUGGUAGAGUGUACAUGCCAUGUGGUCCUCAGACUGAAUCAUCAUGUUGGACAGAAGUUGAAAGGAAACCAAAUACUGAUAAUUGUGAAGAGGGUUGUUUCUGUCCAGCAGGAACUGUGGCUCAUGAAGGCAGAUGUAUAUAUCGUGAAGAAUGUCCUUGCAGAUUACGUGGAAAGCUGUUCGAACCUGGCAAAAGUGUUCAGAAAGAUUGCAACACCUGUACGUGUUCCUCUGGAAAAUGGUUGUGUACUCAAACUAGAUGCAGCGCUAGAUGCGCAGUGGUUGGCGAUCCUCAUUACACCACCUUUGAUGGAAAACAUUAUGAUUUCAUGGGGAAGUGCAAGUACUACUUGAUGAAGGGCGACAAUUACAGCAUAGAGAGUGAAAAUGUUCCUUGUUCUGGUGCAAUAUCAGAGAAUAUGGGACUUGUUCCAUCUGAUGCCCCGUCAUGUACAAAGACUGUGACUGUUAACUAUCAAGACACAUCUGUGAAGCUCAAGCAGCAUCAUCAAGUACUGAUCAACGGCGAUGAUUUAACAGUAUUUCCUAAGAUUGUCAACGACGUCAGAAUACGUGUCGCAAGCAAUAUAUUCUUGAUCGUUCAUUUGCCAAACGGUUUGGAAGUCUGGUGGGACGGGCUCACUCGCGUUUACAUCAAUGCUCCUCCUGAAUUUCAUGGUAAAACUCAGGGGCUCUGUGGUACCUUUUCGGAGAAUCAGAAAGAUGAUUUCAUUACACCAGAGGGUGACAUCGAAAACAUGGCUGUCUCUUUUGCGAAUAAGUGGAGAACUGACGAGACUUGUCCCAGUGUUCCUGAAAAGGAAUCAGAUGAUCCUUGCGACCUUGAUCCUCAAAAUCGAGAAGCUGCUAAGCAAUAUUGCUCUUAUUUGUACAGUGAUAUCUUCGCUGGCUGUCACUGGUACGUGGACCCAGAAACAUUUCAUAAGGAUUGUUUAUUCGACAUGUGCUCCUGCAAAGUUGGUGUUGAAUCAUGUCUCUGUCCUAUGCUAGCCGCUUAUGCUACAGAUUGUGCCGCGGCAGGAAUAAAACUUUUGUGGCGUUCUGAAAUAGACGAAUGCAAGAUACAUUGCCCUGCAAAUCAAGUCUAUCAGAUUUGUGGGAACAGUUGCACGAGGUCGUGUGGAGAUAUAUCCUCUUAUCCAGAGUGUAAACAAGACUGUGCAGAAGGAUGUUUCUGUCCGGAAGGAGAGACAUUAGAUGUUCAUGGAAACUGCAUUCCAAUUGGGCAAUGCCCAUGCACGUAUCAAGGAGUAGAAUUUAACGUAGGACACAAAGAGAUCAGACCUGGCAAUAAAGCUCCUGAACUUUGUACCUGUGCAGGUGGAAUGUGGAAUUGUCAAGAGGCAACACAGGAUGAAAUUAAAGAGUAUCCAGCAACUAAGGAACUUAUGACUUCUUGUGUAGCAAGCAAACAUCUAGAAGUUACAGAUUGUGCACCCGUGGAACCUUUAACUUGUCGCAAUAUGCAUACACUGGUUCAAAAGCCAUCUGUUUGUAAAUCUGGCUGCGUGUGCAAGCCCGGUUACGUGUUAGACGAGCCUAAUGGCAAUUGUAUUAAAAAAGAAUCCUGUCCAUGUCAUCAUGGAGGUCAGAGUUACAAAGAAGGGUCCGUUAUACAGAAUGAGUGCAAUACAUGUGAAUGUACGAAUGGCGCGUGGAAAUGUACAGAUAGAACAUGUGCAGGAGUUUGUACUGCUUGGGGCGAUUCACAUUAUAAAACGUUCGAUGGAAAGAUCUACGACUUCCAAGGAAUGUGCGAUUACCUUCUGGUUAAAGGUUCUUUAAGCACGGAGGACUCUUUUGAUGUCUCGAUUCAGAAUGUACCUUGUGGAACAAUUGGAGUGGCAUGCUCCAAGUCAGUUACUUUAACAGUUGGAAGCAAUGAAAGUCCAGAAAGUAUCACUUUUACGAGAGGAAAAGAUCUUCCUUCAGGAAACUUUAAAAGAAUGGCAAUUAGAACAACAGACUUGUUUGUAUUUGUUGAUGUGCCAGACAUAGGAGUAACUCUUCAGUGGGAUAAGGGUACCAGAGUAUAUAUAAGACUAGAUCCCAAAUGGAAGGGUCGUACAAAAGGAUUGUGUGGUGAUUACAAUGACAAUAGUGAAGAUGAUUUUAAAACACCUUGUGGUGGUAUAUCAGAGGCGUCUGCCAAUUUGUUUGGAGACUCCUGGAAGAAGAACGAUUUCUGUCCAGAGCCUAAAGAUGUCAAAAAUCCUUGUGAACAGAAUCCAGAACGAAAUCUGUGGUCCGUACAGAAAUGUGGAAUACUGAAGUCAGCCGUGUUUCAGCCAUGUCAUUCUGAAGUCGAUGUUGAGAGCUAUUUACGCAAUUGUAUCUUUGAUACAUGUGGUUGUGAUACAGGAGGAGAUUGCGAAUGUCUUUGUACUGCAUUGGCAGCAUACGCACAGGAAUGCAAUGACAAAGGUGUUCCCAUAAAAUGGCGCAGUCAGGAACUAUGUCCCAUACAAUGCGAUGAAAAAUGCAGUUCUUAUUCACCAUGCGUUACAACAUGUCCUCGCGAAACUUGCGACAAUUUGAUGACUCUAAAAGACCAGUCUCAUUUGUGUUCUCAGGACACGUGUGUAGAGGGGUGUUUGACUAAAUCAUGUCCUGAAAAUCAAGUGUUCAGCAACGAUAGCUAUACAGAAUGCGUUCCCAAAGAGACGUGUAAAUCAUUCUGCACUGAAAUCAAUGGGGUAACGUAUUACGAGGGUGAUAAUGUUAAGAGCGACGACUGUCAAACGUGUUUCUGUAGUCGUGGCAAAGUAUUGUGCAAAGGAGAACCUUGUACCACCAGUACUACUUUAACAAUUCCAGGGGAAGAACCACAAAGAUGUGUAGAUGGUUGGACUGCAUGGAUAAAUCAAAACCCAGCGAUUAAAGGAAGAAAAAUUAUAGACAACGAACCUCUGCCUACCCUAAUUGACUUGACAAAUAUGAAAGGAUCAGCAGUAUGUGACAAAAAUCAUAUGGUUGACAUAAGAUGCAGAUCGGUGAAAGAUCAUUUGACACCAAAAGAAACUGGUCUGGAUGUGGAAUGUAGUUUGGAGCAGGGUCUUUAUUGUCGAUCUCAACCGAAUCUCCCUUGUAUCGACUUCGAAAUUAGUGUUUUAUGUCAGUGUUCAGAAAUUACCACUGAAAUACCAAGUACAGUGAAACCGUUUGAAGAAUGCAGCAUGGAACAACCCUAUAAGACUCAUCCUACGGAUUGUCGUUUGUUUUAUCAAUGCGCUCCUGGAACCAAAGGAAACGAAUAUGUAGAGAAAUCUUGUGGUCAGAAUAUGUUUUACAAUCCACAGUCACAAGUUUGCGAUUGGCCAGCUAAUGUUAUGCAGAUAAGACCAGAGUGUUUGACUGAGAAAAGAACGUCAGGCAAUAAAACUACUACAACAAUUACUACUUCAGAAAAGAAUGUCACAACUACAAACGCUUGCAAGGAAGGAGAAACGUGGAGUAACUGUGCUAUCAAUUGCAAUAAAAUUUGCGAUUAUUAUCGCUUCAUUUUGUUAAAGGAAGGCAAGUGUAGUGAUACCUCUGAUUGCAUAUCAGGAUGCGUCCCAGAAAAAAGACCAGCAUGUCCACCACACAAAUUUUGGAGAGAUGCAACUACUUGUGUUGAAGAAGCUGACUGUACUUGUAAAUCCCACGAUGGUCAGCCAGUUAUUUCUGGAGCAGUUAUCAAGGAAUCAGAAUGUGAAAUUUGUCAGUGUAUAAAUAAUUAUUACACCUGUGAUACGUCGUCAUGUUCGACCACGUCGACUGAGAAGUCAUUUACUCGUUCACAAAUGGAAGCAAUUACUACAAGCUCUCCCAUGUUUGAGACCACAAAACCAUCAACACAAACUCCUGUCACAAUCGUGAUACCUAGUACUGUCAGUCCACCCGCCUAUUGUGACAGCAAUAAGUUUGUUCCUUUAAUCCAGACAGAGGAACAGGUUAUUUUCAAUGCAAGCAGUAGUAAGGGCCCUGAAUUUGGUCCUGAACAUUCAAUAUUGAGUGACAAUGCUGGAUAUUGGGAGCCUGCAUACCCUAACACUGAUGAAUGGCUUGACAUAAAGUUCCCAAAACCUGAACCAAUCUAUGGCAUUGUUCUACAAGGCAGUGGCGUGGAUGACAAAUUUGUAACCAGCUACAAUGUACUAUUUUCUGAGGAUGGUCACUCAUUUUCAUAUGUAACGGAUGAUAGAAAGCAGACACGGAUAUUUAGAGGACCUGUGGAUAAAUUCAGACCAGUCGAGCAGAAAUUUUAUGAGCCCAUAGAAGCUAGAGUUGUUCGGAUAAAGCCCUUGACUUGGCACAAUGGAAUAGCCAUAAGAGUAGAGUUACUUGGCUGCCAAGAAUUGAUGACUACCAGCACUACAGUAACAGUAACUGUUCCACUAACAACAACUGAGAACAUCAUUAAGCCAGUGUGUGACGAGCCAAUGGGAAUAGAGAAUGGUCUUAUAUAUCCUGAACAACUUUCAACAUCCUCUUCGUCCACGGAUCUAUUACCAAACUUGAAGUUAAGUUCUCCAAACGUUUGGCAUCCCAAACUGGAUAACCCACAUCAAUUUAUCCAGAUUGAUUUCUUAGAACUACGUAACCUAACAGGAAUUGUGACAAAAGGCGGUGAAGGUAGCUGGACUACCGUUUAUAAAGUAUUUUACAGUAAUGAUGGUCACCAGUGGAAUCCAGUUAUGGAUAAAGAUGGAUACGAAAGGGAAUUUUUAGGGAACUUUGAUUCUGAAACUGUGAAAACAAACUAUUUUGACAGACCUCUGAAUGCGAGAUAUCUAAAGCUGCAACCAUUUAAGUGGCACGAGCAUAUAGGUUUGAAAUUUGAAGUUCUUGGGUGCUUUUUGCCAUAUCCUCCUAUUACAAGAACCACUGAGACCGUAGAAAGAGUACCAACAACAAAAAUACCGAGCGAAUGCAAUGUAUGCGAAGGAAUAUUUGUUGAAAAUCAAAGUUACUGCAUGUGCGAAGAGUCUUACUGGUGGAAUGGGAAUACUUGUGGAACCAGACAAGAAUGUCCUUGCGUUGUUGGACACAUUUCAUAUAAUGUGGGUGCAACGUAUCUGAGCGAAGACUGCCAGGAAUGCACAUGCACCUUGGGUGGUACUUCCUUCUGUCAGCCAAAGAAAUGCGAGGCGUGUAAUGAACCAGGAAUGCGGCCAGUAAUUAACGAACUAUGCAACUGCGUGUGCAAACCGUGUCCUCCUGGUACACGUCUAUGUCCAACCAGUAACGUUUGUAUCGAAGACAAUCUGUGGUGCAACGGUAUUCAAGAUUGUCCAGACGAUGAGCAGGAUUGUCCAAAAAUUAUCGAAACUACUCCUUCUUCAGAGCAUACAACGGAGAACAUUUACACUACAACUGUGACGCCUACAACAGGUGCACCAACUGUGUGUCAAGAUCCAGUUUGUCCACCAGGUUACAAGACAGUUCUGAAGUUAUCGAUGAAAGCACAACGUUAUACAAAUUCUUAUAGGGACAGUGGAGUGAAAUCUUUACGCAGAAGUCAUUUGAAAACAAAAGCAUCAAGGAAGUACAAUUCAAAGUAUAUUGUGGAAUCUCAAAAUGGGGCAGAAUGUCCACAAUUCACCUGUGUGCCAAUUAAACUACCCCCAUUCCUUAAUGAAAGCAGACCAGAGACCUGUCCAAAGGUAUCUUGUCCACGAGGUUAUACUGUAGUCUACGAAAAGAUGAGUAUGUACAAGCUUCAGAAGUGUCCUAAGUACACUUGCAAACCCCCAGCACCAGAAGAGGCUGUGUGCAACAUAACAGGAAGAACGUUCAAUACGUUUGAUAAAUUAGAAUACAAGUAUGACAUUUGUAACCACAUUCUGGCCAGGGAUAUGUAUUCUAACAAGUGGUACAUAACUUUGGAGAAACAAUGUGAUACACGCAGUGGUCAAUGCACCAGAGUUUUAGCAAUAACUUUGGACGACGACGUGAUUGUUCUGUAUCCAGACAUGCAUGUGGACAUUAAUGAAUUCAGUUUUACACCCAAUCAGGUAGCUCGAUUGGGUGAUAAGUUUUCUUCUUUCAAGAUAUCGUCUAUAGGUGACGUUACGUAUGUGAUAUCAAACUACUACGGGUUCUGGGUGAUCUGGGACUCCAACUCGAACGUGAAAUUAGGAGUCUCUACGAAAUUAGCUCGUAAAGUGGACGGUUUAUGUGGAUACUUUGACGGAGUUCUAUCGAAUGACAGACAAUUACCAGAUGGAUCUCAAGCUCGCAGCACUGUAGAGUUUGGGGACAGCUGGAUGAUGGAAGGAGUACCAGAAUGUGACCCACAGGUCUGUCCCUAUGACGUACAAGCUGAAAGUUGGAAGAUUUGCAACAUAGCGAAGGACGCAUCAUUGGCAGAUUGUUCCAACGUUGUGGAUGUAGAGAAGUUCAUAUCUCGCUGUAUGGAAAGCACGUGCAAUUGUUUACGCAGUAAUCAUUCGUAUGAUGAUUGUCGUUGUCGUUCGUUGACCAGUUUUGUCACAGAAUGCCAGGCUGGCAAUUUGAACGUAGAUUUGUCAACCUGGAGAAGUAUUCACGACUGUCCUGUCACUUGUCCUCCACCGCUUGUUCAUAAAGAUUGCUUCAGAAACAAAUGCGAGACCAGCUGCGACAAUUUGCAGCAGAUAGAUCCUUGUCCAAUGAUGCAAGGAGUAUGCUUCUCUGGUUGCUUCUGUCCCGAAGGAACAGUGCGUGAUGGUGAUGCAUGCGUGCCACCUAUGCAAUGUAAAGAUUGUGUCUGCGAAUGGUUGGGAAAUUCCAAGUUCAUUAGCUUUGAUAGAAAGAAUAUUAAAUUCGAUGGAAAUUGCACAUAUGUGUUGUCUAAAAAUGUUGAAACUAAGAAGAGUCCUGAGGAUUACACUUAUCAAAUUUUGGUUUCAAAUGGUGUCUGUGAUGCUGGGACAUGUACGAAAGCGAUCAUAGUUCUUUACCAAGAACACGUUGUUCAGAUUAAGAACGAUGUGCUUUCUCAAGAAUUUGAAGUGGAAGUGGAUGGUUCAAAAGUACCCAACUAUCCUUUCAAUACAUCUUGGCUAGUUUUGGAACAAUGGCCCACAGAAAAGUUACGUUUACUGAUACCUCCAAUUCAGCUGGAAAUUAUUAGCUAUCAGCCUAAUUUUGCGUUCACCCUCACACUACCUUCACAUAUUUUUGGAGGUUCCAUGGAAGGUCUCUGUGGAAACUGUAAUGAAGACUCAGAGGAUGACUUGAAGAAACAGGAUGGAGAAGUCACUACUGAUAUGCAAGAAUUUGGCACAAGUUGGCUAGUCACUGAAUCUCCACGCGGCAUUAAUUUAGACACUAGUGCAUGUACUUCCAACGAUCAAAGCAAAUGUAUUCUACCACCAGAAGACCAAGAUCCGUGCAGGCAGUUAUUAAACACAAUGGAUUUCGGUCAGUGCCACAACCUCGUUGAUCCCAUGCCGUACUUACUGGCCUGUCAAGAUAAUCUGUGCACCGGAGGAGGUUACUGUGAUAGCUUUGAAGCAUAUGCAAGACAAUGUUUGCAAAUGGGAGUUUGUGUAAUAUGGAGAAGUAGUGAAGUAUGUCCGUACAAUUGUCCUUCAUAUCUAGAAUAUCAGCCAUGCGGUCCCUCUUGUAAAGAAACUUGUGACACCAUUAAUGAAGUCGACACUUCCUUGUGCUUAAAGAACUUUGAGGAAGGUUGUUUCUGCCCUCGUGGUUACGUCUUUCAUAAUGAUACCUGUAUUUUGAGGGAAAAAUGUUCGGUUUGCGAUGAAGAAGGACACAUCGAAGGCGAUGAGUGGUACCCAGAUAUAUGCACUACAUGCACAUGCAGUAAGAAAACUGUUAAUUGCCAGAAAACAGAGUGUCUAGCUGCAGAUACUAUCUGUGAGGAGAACAUGACACCUGUUAUUGUUAAUGGAACAGAAGAAAACUGCUGCCCGAAAUAUUAUUGCAUUCCAAAUGUGGUAACAACUUUGGCACCUAUCUGCACAGAGGAGGCACAGAUGCCUGAAUGUGGAUAUGGACAGACUAUGAAAGUAUCCACUGGCUCUGAUGGAUGCAAGAAGUUUAUUUGCGAAUGUCUGCCACCGUCAGAGUGUCCUCUGCUUAAUGAAAUUCCUAAUGAAGUUGAACUUCAACCUGGCUUCGUGCAGGUGACAAAUUCAUCCGGAUGUUGUCCGAGGACUAUGAUGAUUUGCGAUCCUCAAACCUGUCCCCCAGCUCCAAUGUGUCCAGAGUAUUAUGAAUUGAAAAGCAAGGCGGAUCGGAAUGCUUGUUGUACUAAAUAUGAGUGUGUACCACCAAAAGAUUUGUGCUUGUUCAACGUUAGCUCAGACAACCAAAUAGAAAUGUCUGAACAAGUGGUAUCAAAGAAGUUAGGAGAACAAUGGAUGAACGACAAGUGUACCUCUUGCAUCUGCGAAUCUGCUGAAAAUGUUCCUAAAGCAAAAUGUUUCACAACUGAAUGUUUAAAACUUCUAGAUCAUCCAGAUAUCCCUGAUUUCGUUAUGGAAGAAAUUGUUCUGGCGGAUAAAUGUUGCCCCGCUUUUGAAAGAAUCGCUUGCAAAGACAAUGGCAGAAUAUACCAAGUUGGUGAAGUAUGGCAACCUAAUGUUGAAGAUAGUUGCACUUCAAUAGAGUGCAUCAAGGAUGAAGAUAUAAUACAAAAGCAAGUAAAAGUACAAGAAUGUAGCGUUGUUUGCGAUCUUGGUUUCGAGUACCGUCCGUCAGAUAAUAAGAGCAUUAGCUGUUGCGGACGAUGUACACCAGUGGCAUGUGUUUUUGGUAAUCAAUUGAGAAACGUGGGAGAAGAAUGGUACUCCAAUGAUUCCUGCACAAAGUAUUCUUGCAAAUCCAGUAAUGAAACUGUCUUUGUAGAGUCAGUUACAGAGAAAUGCCCACAAAUAGAUAUUGCAGAGGAGUCUGAAUAUGAGAUAGAGAAGCGAUACAUUCCAGGCCAGUGCUGUCCGCAGUUUGUUAAAAUUGGUUGUCGUCACAACGGUAUGAUAUAUAAACCUGGAGAGAAGUGGAAAUCUCCGGAUGAUAUUUGUGUCACAGAGGUUUGCGGAUCAGAGUCAAAUAUGACAAAGUAUAAAGAAGUGGAAGUUUGUUCAAAGAAAUGCGCUCUUGGCUGGACGUAUGAACAACAGGAGGGUGAAUGUUGUGGAAAAUGCAAACAGAGUUAUUGCGUUAUUGGAGAUACACUGUAUGAACCUGGAGCAACUUGGUCAUCCGCUGACAAUUGUACAACUUACAGCUGUAUGGAUCAAGGAGAGCAGUUGUCUGUUACAAGUAGUUCAACAGUGUGUCCUGAUAUAUCCCAUUGUCCCCCCGACUCAAUUUAUACUCAAAACUGUUGCAAGAUGUGCAAUUUGAUACCGGACAAUCAGAAGGUUAAUUUGUGUGCUGCUGAUGUUUUGGAUGCACAAAAUACAAUAGGCAUGUUCAGUGUGAAACAUAGGCUACAUGGUUACUGUAAAAAUGUGCAACCUGUUGAAGGCAUCACAGAGUGCCGUGGAGCAUGUGAAUCUACUUCCUACUUUGAUACAGAGAAUUGGAGUCAAGUCGUUAAUUGCCAGUGCUGUCAGCCAACGGAGUACAGGGGUUUGAUAAUUGAACUGAUGUGCGAAGAUUAUAAAAUGUUGAAGAAACAAGUCGCUGUUCCAGUUUCUUGCUCUUGCUCAGAAUGCACGUCUGGAGGCCAUGGUUAUAAAGGAAGGAAAGGAGGAGUUAAAGGUUGAAGGACUACCAAAAAAAAAGUUAAAAUAAAGUACGAAUUGAAAUAAGUACUUCAAAGUUUUAACAAAGAUUGAAAAUACAAAAAUAUUAUUCGUUGAUUUUAUUAAAUGAUGUGUAUAUAUAUAUAGAAUAUAUAUAUAUAUAGAUAUUAUAUUCUAUAUAAUAGAAUAUAUCAUAUUUCAUGAAUAUAUAUCUUUUUCGUCAACAAUUCAUUUUGUAUCGGCUUCCUCAUACUAAAAUUCAUACUUCGAAUUUUGGAGCAUACUAAGUACAAUAAAACUAAUUCAGUCUCAACAGGACUUACUUUAUACACAUGCACGCAUUCAAAUUUCCUGCUUUGUACUUCAAGAUUCAGAAAUCUCUACUUUCAUGAACGGAUAUUUCUCAAAUAACAAAAAAGAAACAAAUUUUCGAGGCAAAUAAAUUGUGAACGGUGAACAUCAGAGAUAAA
Megachile rotundata (alfalfa leafcutting bee) is the source of this 12189-nucleotide messenger RNA. It is a transcript of the gene Hml, whose product is annotated as hemolectin. Gene Ontology annotation, molecular function: protein binding; chitin binding. Lineage: Eukaryota; Metazoa; Arthropoda; Insecta; Hymenoptera; Megachilidae. Gene Ontology annotation, cellular component: extracellular matrix; extracellular region. The record is from RefSeq and is a predicted model, not a curated record.